AAGCCUUGUAAAUGUGUACCAGACCACAAACAAACAAUGAUUAUGUUUGUAUGUGUAGGCUUCACAGGCAUAUGGAAAUAAUUUAGAGCUCCAGGAGUCUCUUACAUCCCACUACAUCUCAGAUUACUGCAUUAUAAAGCAGUGCCAUGGAGAGUCUCACUCGUGCUAACGGUCUCUUCGCUCUGGAUCUCUAUCGGGCUCUGAGCGUGAGCAACGCUGAGGGAAACGUGUUCUUUUCUCCACUGAGCCUCAGCGCAGCGCUCGGCAUGGUCUACUUGGGAGCCCGAGGACACACAUCUGAAGAAAUGGCAAAAGUUUUGUACUUCAGUUCUGUCUCUGAUGUUCACUCUCAUUUUAAAACCCUCACUUCAUCCAUCAACAGACCAUCAGCCUCCUACAUCCUCAAACUGGCCAACCGCCUCUAUGGAGAGAAAACCUUCAGCUUCUUACGUGAGUAUUUGGACUCCACCCUGAAGCUGUACCACGCUGAACUUCAGGCUGUGGACUUCAUUGGAGCAUCGGAGAAGUCAAGACAGCUCAUUAACGAAUGGGUGGAAAGGCAGACAGAUGAUAAAAUUAAGGAUCUUCUUCAGCCUAAAAUAGUAACUAAGUCGACGAGGCUAGUUCUGGUUAAUGUCAUCCACUUCAAAGGGAAAUGGAUGCAACCAUUUGAAGAAAAAGACACUAAAGAAAUGCCAUUUAAAAUAAACCAGAAUGAGAGCCGGCCGGUGGAAAUGAUGUACCAGAGUGAUAUAUUCCCCUUCAGAAGCAUCCCAGAGUAUGAACUGCAGGUGCUGAAGUUGACAUACGAAAAGGAGGAGCUCAGCAUGUUGAUCCUUCUUCCAAAUGAAACUCAGGAUGGCUCUGACCCUCUUCUGAAGCUGGAGAGUGAGUUGACCCUUGACAAGCUGCUUGAUUGGACCAAAAGAGAAAAAAUGCCCAGACCGAUGGAAAUCAGAGUCUAUUUGCCAAAGUUUAAGCUGGAGAUUGAGAGCUCCCUACCAGAAACACUGCAAGAGAUGGGUAUGAGCUCUGUGUUCCAGGAAACAAAGGCUGAUCUGACAGGCAUGAGCAGCAGUCAGGACGGCCUCUAUAUGUCAGCGGUGGUUCACAAGGCCUGUGUCGAUGUGAAUGAGGAAGGCACUGAGGCAUGGGCAGUCAGUGCAUUGACGAAUCCGGUAGGCUAUCUUUCUCUACAACAACGUCAGAGUUUCAUAGCCGAUCACCCCUUCAUGUUCUUCAUCCGGCACAACACCACUAACAGCAUCCUCUUCCUUGGCAGAUUUAGAGGCCCAUCCUAGAAAUCUGGUGUAUUUUUUUCUCUGUUACAACCAAAUGAAGUGUGUUUUUCAUUGAAUGAUUUAUCAAUUAAAUAAACUACACAAUAUGCAUUUGUUUUGUGUGUGUGUGUGUGUUCACAAAUAAUCCCAGAUAACUUAUCGCAGUGUUUCUCAGCUCCAUGCAGUCCUGGGAAUUCAACUCCCAGAAUGUUUUUAAGGGGUCAUGAACUGUGUUGUUUUAUUGUUUUAUAAUGUUUCCUGAGGUGCACUUAUAAUGUUAAUGUUUUUUUUUUGUCAUAAAUUGUCAUAAUUAAAAAAUAAACUGCAUUUUUCCUA
Messenger RNA from Ctenopharyngodon idella (grass carp), 1616 nucleotides. Its product is annotated as leukocyte elastase inhibitor-like. NCBI's taxonomy places the organism in Eukaryota, Metazoa, Chordata, Actinopteri, Cypriniformes, Xenocyprididae. The record is from RefSeq and is a predicted model, not a curated record. Bases 147 to 1301 code for a protein of 384 amino acids. The transcript has 7 exons. Gene Ontology annotation, biological process: negative regulation of endopeptidase activity. Gene Ontology annotation, molecular function: serine-type endopeptidase inhibitor activity.